AUGCUGAAGCUUGAAGAUCUCACGCGAGCCGAUAUUAAGAGCUAUGUGGAACAUGAAAUCGAUUCUCUCUCCACCCCCCCCCCCCAAAGAUACGACCUUGAUAUCCUUAACGUUCCUCCUAUUUCGAAAGUUAAGCUGUGGGGUUCUAAGGAGUUAAAUAGAGUCCGCGGAGGACGACUGAGGAGCCGGUGCUGGGGCCUUGUGCAGCUGCGACUUCCCUAUAUCAAAUAUGACGAUAACGAGACUCCACCUAUUACUUCUGCGCAUUUUAUGCACAAGACUGUUCUCGAAUUCCUGAACAUUCCCGAGACUUGGACUUCAGGACCAUUGACUGUUCCAGAUGAUGGAUUUGACACAUGCGCCGUACUGGCUUUCAUCUCUACAUAUCUUAUCUAUAUAUACGCGAAGCAGCAAAGAAUGAGUGCUUGGCAGGAGCAAAUACGGCGAUUCGUUAGCAAUUGCUCACAUUCCGGUGACACUGCGACGCUGUUCAUGGAAGCCAUCUUGACCGUCUCCUUGAGGAGGCAAGAAACACCAAAGGUCCGCAUCCGAUAA
Molecule: messenger RNA, 555 nt
Organism: Cladophialophora bantiana CBS 173.52
Lineage: Eukaryota; Fungi; Ascomycota; Eurotiomycetes; Chaetothyriales; Herpotrichiellaceae
Exons: 1
Coding region: 1-555 (184 amino acids)
Source: RefSeq, a predicted model, not a curated record